AUGGGAAAACCCAGACCGCAGAAAAAGAAGUCGUCCAAGUCCAGCAAAAAAUCCGUCCUCGGCCCUGGUGGCUCGAUCUCGAAAGCCAAAAUGUCUCAAGACCCCUCCGCAUUGCUCGAACAAGCUACUAUCCUACUAGAAACACUCCGUGUUGAUGAUGCUCUGGCAACUGCACAGGCGGCGCUGGACCUCGCAGCUGGAAACGCGUCUGUGCAGCUUCAAGCGGUGAACCUUCUUGGAGAGAUCAACGUCGAGCUGGGCGAGAUUGAUACUGCGCGUGGAUACUUCCUCACUGCGGUUCAGCAAGAUCCCAAUGGCUCAAUACCGGAGGCUGAGGGCGGUGGUGCGGAAAAGUUCCUAUGGCUUGCUCAAUUGAGUGAGCAAGGUGGUGCGGACAGUGUGCAGUGGUUUGAGAAGGGCGUGUCGUCCCUGAGACAAACUUUGCAGCAGUUGGAAGGCAAAACGAGCGCCGAGGAUGUUGCGAAUGCUGAAAUGAAGAAGGCCAAGAUGGCAAAUGCGCUCUGCGCUGUUGCUGAAAUCUACAUGACCGAUCUUUCCUGGGAAGAAGAUGCUGAGGCCCGUUGCGAAGCACUUAUCUCAGAGGCCCUGGUUGUUACACCUAAUGCGCCCGAGGUCUUGCAGACUCUUGCGUCCAUUCGGAUAUCACAGCUGAAGACCGAGGAAGCUCAGGAGGCAUUGAAGAAAAGCAUGGCCCAGUGGAAGGAGAAGGCCCCCGAAGACCCCACUAUUCCUGAUUUCCCUGUGCGCAUCAGUCUUGCGCGACUCUUGAUGGAAGUGAACUUGGAGCUUGAAGCCCUAGAGGUCCUCGAGCGAUUGAUCUUGGAGGAUGACCAGAGUGUGGAGGCCUGGUACCUCGGUGGCUGGUGUCUCUAUCUGCUGGCAGAGAAGCAGGAAGCCCCCAAGGAUAUAAAAGACGACGAAGAAUCUCCUAGACACGCCUCGCUGAUUGCCAGUCGGGAGUGGCUCAAGCAGAGCUUGAAGCUUUACGAUGUUCUCCAAUAUGAAGAUGACCGUCUCCGUGAUCAUGCUACAGAGCUGUUGCAAGGAAUGAACCAGGAACUCGGCGAAGACAUGGACGAUAGUGAAGCCGAGGGAGAUGGGGAAGGUGAAGACUGGGAUGAGGAGAUUGAAGUUGUUUCUGAUGAUGAUCACGAGAUGGCCGAUUCAUAG
Molecule: messenger RNA, 1191 nt
Organism: Penicillium maclennaniae
Lineage: Eukaryota; Fungi; Ascomycota; Eurotiomycetes; Eurotiales; Aspergillaceae
Product: ACL4 family protein
Exons: 2
Coding region: 1-1191 (396 amino acids)
Molecular function (GO): protein binding
Source: RefSeq, a predicted model, not a curated record